Molecule: messenger RNA, 393 nt
Organism: Cooperia oncophora
Lineage: Eukaryota; Metazoa; Nematoda; Chromadorea; Rhabditida; Trichostrongylidae
Source: the annotation of a GenBank genome assembly
AUGGUUACGUCGGUCACUACCGAAACGAUAUUGGAUGCAUCGCUUAUGAUUUGUGGAGGAAAGCGCAGUCUUGAGAAGAUGGCCCAAAUAACAAGGCAAAUCAUUCAUACUGCCAAUGCUCCAGGUGCUGUGGGACCGUACAGGUUAGACCCUAAAACUGGAGAGUUGAAGGAAGGCAUCAAAGAGCAGGCCCAUCAAUCACUCAAGAAUAUUGGUGAGAUACUGAAAGCAGCUGGAGUUGGAUAUGGAAACGUCGUCAAAACUACUGUUUUGUUGGCGGAUAUUAAAGACUUCACUACCGUUAAUGACAUCUACAAAGAAUACUUCACAACUAAAUAUCCAGCAAGAGCAGCAUAUCAGGUUUGCCGUACUUCCAAAACAAGCUCUUGUUGA